Messenger RNA from Paramecium sonneborni, 250 nucleotides. The record is from the annotation of a GenBank genome assembly. NCBI's taxonomy places the organism in Eukaryota, Ciliophora, Oligohymenophorea, Peniculida, Parameciidae.
AUGUUUGAAAGCUUGAAAAAUUGGUUGUUUCAUGAUGAUUAAGGGGAUUUUGAGCAAUUUAAAUAAAUGACAAAAUAACCAAAAUUAAGAUUGCCUCCUAAUUUUGCUUAAUAAAUCUUAGACCUAGAAUUAGAAUUAGAAAAUGAAGAGGUUAAUUAGAAAAUGGUUAAUGAAUUGUUAGCUUUAUAUAAAGUAAUUUAAGUAAAUUAAGGAAGCUAGGCACAGAAUAUUAUGGUUAGAAUGAUGAUAA